Messenger RNA from Porites lobata, 5100 nucleotides. Lineage: Eukaryota; Metazoa; Cnidaria; Anthozoa; Scleractinia; Poritidae. The record is from the annotation of a GenBank genome assembly.
CUUCUGUCUUUCUGAGGGGAUGAGUUUGCGCUUAGGAUUCCGUAAAUUGGUAAAUGUUGGGAUUCACAUCCUUCCAUCAAUCACUUCGAAGGAGUCACAGUUUUGCAUUAUUCCUCAAAGUAUAUUGAGCACACAAAUAGCACGAAAUUACAGUGACAGAUUUUCUAUUGCGCCGAAAAAGAAAAAGAUCAGGUCAGUAUGAAGCCAGUCCUAGGGUGGCGGUGGUGGGGUGGCGCAGGUACUUACAUGGUAUACCUGCCAACUUUUUCUGAGAUGUAGGCGUGAGAUUUUUAUCCUGGGAGUGUUGGGAUUUUUGAAAACGACACGAUCAUUUCCGAAGAUUCCCGAAGAAGUCCGAAGUCUUCCGAAGACGUCCGAAAUCUGCCGAAGGCGAAGUUAUCGAGAAAACGCUUAUCCACAAAAUCAGAGAUCGCGAGGAAGGUAUUGUCAUUUAUUCAUUUUACACAUGGUUUUCGUUCCUUACAUGGGUCUGAGUUAACAUAUUUUUGGAAAUUGUGUCAAGCAAGACGGCAACAACUCACAUUUUUCAAUCAGGCGUGAGAAAUUGGUCCGCAGGCGUGAGUGGGCGUGAGAUCGAAGUUUUCAACCCGCAUGCGUGAGACUCACGCCUAAGGCGUGAGAGUUGGCAGGUAUAACAUGGAGAUGGCGGAUCCCAGGUAAGGGAGGUACCCCGCUCACCUGCCUGUACAUGUCCAUAUAAUCUCUCAUUUUAAUUCAGUGGGGUGACCCGUCAAGGUGGGUUGCCCGAUCUGCUAGACCGGGAAAUGGAAAUCCCCUCAGCUGUGUUCAAAUUUUGCCAUGUUAAUACUAUACACCCCCCCCCCCCCCCACACACACACACACACACACACUUAGCCACGGUCAGAUUCAUGUUCCAUCAAAUUUGUAACAAAUUCAACUAACUGCCUUUGCUGACAGCGACAACAGAAAGCCACAAGCAAGAUUGUAAGAUUGCAUUGCUUUCUUUUAUCCCAUGUGAGCAGGUUACUUACCCUACCUGGGAUCCCUAACCUCCAUGUUAACAGACCCUUUAAAAAUCAUAGGCGUAUUGAUGGGGUCACAUAUUUCUCACCAUUUGUUCUGGAUGUUUAAUUGAUAAGUGCGUUAACAAUGCAUCAGACAAUUUCAGCUGUGCCCAUCCUCCGACCUCUCAGGCUAACGCCCAGCCUUAUGCUAAACCUCAAAAGGGCCAAUUGCCAAUGGGCUAUUGCAUUUGAAUACCCCCCCCCCCCCCCAGGGUGAGGAGCAAUGAAAUUCCUCUGGGUUAGUUAAGGGGGGGGGGGGUGCAGAUAUGAAAAAAUUGCCAGAUUUUGAAUUGGUGACUUCAGAGGAUGGUAUGGGGUGGCAGCUGGGUGUUUACUGUUAGGAUGGAAUGGCAGUUUGGGAUAGGGUUAGAUGGCCUGGGUGAAUGAUAAAAUAUAGAUUUGUAUUGUUAGUUAAUAAAACGUAGAUUAUUAUCAUUCUUUUUUAAACAGGCCAAAGAACUCUUAAACUUGCUACUAAUUGCAAUAUUUUAAAUUUCAGAAAGACCACAGGCAACAGAAAUAAAGUAAGUAGAGGAAUACUGAAUUUUUUGUAGAGGUGGGCUACAACAGCAAAAGUAACUGGUCAUAAAGGCUUUUCUAUGCAUUUAACAGUUUGCUUUGGGCAAAGUAUUGACACCCAUUUUUUUUUUUUAAUUUUAGGGACAUUUUUAUAGUAAAUUUAUGUCUGUGUCUGUUAUAUAUAAGUAGCCUUUUUCGGUUAUUUGUUUUGUUGCAGCGUUCACUAAGGCAGUCACAAGUCUUUCAACUAGAUCCCUUGAGAGGAAAAGAUGCCUCUGAGAUCCUUGACAGCGGCAGACAACAAGCUAUCUCCGGUGCAAUUCUUUGGGGCAUUACUGACAUUCUUAAUGGUCCUGAACUGGAUUCCAGCCUGAGGGAUUGGCAACUAGAAAUAACACGGGUAAGUUAAUUGACAUACGUACCCAAUUUGUUUCCAGGAAGAAAGACUCAGUCAAGCAAGACAAAAAGAGGAAAUAGUCUUUUUAAUGUCUUGCUAGAAACAAAGUAGACCUUUCCCUUACACCUUUGAACAAUAAGCAACAACAUGAGGCUCCAGUUGACAAAAUACAAAACACAUCGUUUUGUAUGAAACUGCCCACCCAGUCCUUGACCUUAUUAAGUACCGUAUGUGUUCCCACUGAAGUGGAAUUCAGGGACUACUUUGGUCUACAACAUUAAAAAUUGUCAAACAUUUACAAUUCUCACUGUCAAACAAGUGCACAAGGUUGUUGUCUGCAAUAUGGUGGGUUUUUAAGGCAAACAUUUCUCUGCAAGAUGGUAUACAAUAAAAAUAUUAUUAGUUUCUGCCUAGAUUUUGAAAGCAGAAAAAAAAACUGAAAAGAGAAGAAAGUGUGAUCAAUAGGAUAGGCACAAGGCAAAAGGACAAAGUGGGGGAUGGGUUGCGCUAGCCUGCAUUGCAGCCGGCCCAUGCACUCGUCUUAUAAACCAAGGUUUAGAGCAUCUGCAACGCAGGCAAGGGAUAGGGAGGGGAAGAAAAAAACGCCAAUCAAUGAUAAGAAUACUUCCAUUUGUUUUAUGGCUUGUCUUCCCUGACCGCCUGCUUCCCUAUCUUGUGACUCUUGAAUCCUAGUGUGGCCUGUGUUCCUGCCACCGCAGGCUUUAUUAAGUAGGGAGUUCUAGCAUCGACGACGGCUACGACAAUGAAAACAUCACUUUUAAAAUGAAUUAGCGUUUUUCAAACUUCAUCGUGUUUAUUCCAAAUUAUUCACUGAAAAUGUCUAAUGUAGGCAACUUUCCCUGGAGAUGAUUUCUUGGGGACCACUCUCAAGUUUGGAAAGAGAAAGAAAAUUUCUUCGUCACUUGUUUACAUCCUCCAUAAAAUGUGAAAUUAGGCAUUUUCACAUCGUAGUCAUGCCGCAAUGGCAAAGAUAUGUACAAAAAAGUGUGAUGCACGUGCAAACUUGUUUUUUUGCUUAAUAAACCUAUUGCUGUUUUGACGCUCUUGUUGCUGUCGCUGUUGUCGUUGCUAAAACUCCCUAGAGAGAGUGCUAUUUUGUUGACUAAAUUCUUUCCUUUUCAAGGUGAGAGUGACCCCAGAUCUUGGGUAUGCAACAAUAUACUGGGCAGUUUCAGGUGAAUCAAAAGGUGAUGUUGAAACUGUUCAAAGCCUUUUGGAUGAAAACACAAAUUACAUAAGGUAUGUAUUUUUACCCCGAAGCUUUGAAAAUUGAGGGAUUUUAAUGAAAUUUGCAUUCAUCUCAUUACCCUCCUAGCUUCAUAGCAAUACCUCAAGUUGGAGAAAUCCAUGUGUUGAGCAAAGCUUCAUGUUUAUAAGAAAACAUCAUCAUAAAGCUCUAUGGUUAUUUUGAGCCUUCAAAUUUUCACCUUGUUCCCACACUGUCAUAGAAAAACUUUGGUCUCACUUUUCUCUCACUACUGGUCAGUCUGAGUGCAAAAUACACUAGCCUUUAUUUUAUUAAUAAUUUUUAUUAUAUAGACACGAGUGUUUUACCACUCGUAAAAUUCAUAAAAACUACAUCUGGGACCCGAGUGGUCUAUUUUCCAUAAUCUCACACGUGAGUUUAUCGAUGACCUAAUUUCGGUCAUUUCCCUCUAUUAUUUUAUGUCUUUUUGUCUAUAUUAUAUAAUAAAAGAACAUUACACGGUGGCUUGAAGAUAUGAAUUUUAUUUUCACGCGGCAAAAACAAUAUUUUACUCACUUGCUGCACUCGUUCAUAAAAUAUUGUUUUGCCACUCGAAAAUAAAAUUCAUAUCUUCGUGCCACGGUGUAAUAUCCUCUAUAUACAACUGGCUGGAACAUUGCACACAGUAAUGUUUGUGGGGCUUGGUAAAAUCAGUGUCAUGUUUCCACCUUGCGGCUUGUGAGGUGAACUUUAACGUAGCCUGGAUAACAGGCAUGGAGAUAGUGGGGAUGGCGCAAAGAUAAGCGCUGCACUCCACUUAAGGUCUCGGUAAACGAAAAUUUUAGUACAUUGCUCGAUUUUGUUUUUUUGGGAUUUUUGGCAUGAGUGGGUCCUAAAUUUUAUUUUGGCAGAAAAAGAAAAUCGGAAAGUGCUUUUUAACCCUUCUAAAAUGAGCCUCUUCUGAGCUAACCAGCCAAGCGUGGACCUCGCGCUAAAUCUUUAGAGCUGAUUUUCUCUCACUCUAUUUUAGACGCAAAAAUCAAAAUUCUCCGACCUCCAGUCGGGACAGGUUUUAAGCUAUCGCUUUGAAACUUUCAAAUAUGAUGGAUAAUGAUAUAGACUCAAAAAGGGUGUGAGGAAUUUUCCGAUUUCCCUUUGUAACUCAUGUUAUGCCAGUUUCUUUGCGUAAAUCGCGCUCGAGAUUCGACUUUUUAGUUUGAAAUGCAAUAAUUCCGCUAAUACGAGACAUAUGCAAAUUUCCUCACACCCUUUUUUAGGUCUUUUAUCUGUCAAUCAGAUGCAAAAAAAAGGAAGUGAAUAUUUAACAACACGAAAGGGCUGGAGCUUCAGCAGUAAACUCGAUACCUCUGAAUUCGAGAACAAAAAACUUAAGCACCUUUUGAAAUUCGAUAAAAUAAAAUUUUUUAGAAGGUAAUUUAGUCUGUUAGCUUUAAUUUGAUAUAAAUUAUAACUUGCCUUUGUAGCAAAAAUACUCGCGCGACUAGAAUUUUUUUCUGUGGGCACCUCGUUUUCCUUUACCGAGACCUUAACUCCUAGAACAGGCUAGAACAGGCAUUAUUUCUGCCUUCCUCAGGCAAGCAAAGGCAAGGGUGAAGAGAGCAAUGAGCACUUUGUUUUGAGUGUUGUUCGCCCAAAAAAAGCAAGGAAUACCACCUGUUCUGCAGACUUACUCUAUGUCACAAGGCAGACAAUUCAUUGUCUUUUUGAACAAAAGAUAACCUCAAUUUGUACAACUAUGUUUGUUUUUAGGAGGCUUCUUCCUGCUUACUCUUCCUUAGCCCGCUUUCCCCAGCUCAUUUUCACUAAAGACAACAGUGCAGAGUAUAAAGCAGAAAUGGAGCAUCUCCUUAAUAAGGCCAAGCUGAAUGAUACAGGUUUUGGUGGAGAAUGAGGAUGAAACCAAGAAAAGC